Paraphaeosphaeria sporulosa is the source of this 1947-nucleotide messenger RNA. RefSeq names its product HET-domain-containing protein. Bases 70 to 1884 code for a protein of 604 amino acids. NCBI's taxonomy places the organism in Eukaryota, Fungi, Ascomycota, Dothideomycetes, Pleosporales, Didymosphaeriaceae. The record is from RefSeq and is a predicted model, not a curated record. The transcript has 4 exons.
CUUCCUCUGACUUUGUUGCCACGCGAAUUCUCGUACGCGGUUGUUUGAAGACCCCUUAUCACACUCCAGAUGUCUUCUCCUUACUAUAUUCCUGCUCUUAAUGCCGCUUUGUCGUAUCUCCGCAAGCCCCCGUUAGAGACUAUGCCAAACACCCAGGGUAAUCUUUUACCCUAUGAGUACGAAAUGCUAAAUCCUGGCUACUUCCGCUUGAUCUCCCUACAGCCGGGACAUGUUGAUGAACCACUUGUCGCAUCCGUCUCCCACGCACCUCUACUCGCUGAGCCACCAACGCCCUAUUACGAAGCACUCUCCUACACAUGGGGUGGACUGGAGUUUGAAAACAUCCUCAGAAUCCAGGGCAAAGGGAUCUUAAGAAUAGGACGAACUCUCCACGACGCUCUAAGGAGGCUAAGAUAUCCUGAUCGAUCAAGAAGUCUGUGGGCAGAUGCUGUCUGUAUCAAUCAGCAAGAUAACAGCGAGAAAAACCAUCAGGUCGCGCUCAUGACACAGAUUUACAAUAGAGCAGACAAGGUACUCGUGCAUCUAGGCGAGGAAGACGAAACAUCUGAUCUAGCAAUGGAAUGCAUUGAAGACUUUGAGCGCACAGUUAGCGACGAGGACGCUCGCAUCGUAGGAAAACUUCUCGAGCGUCCAUGGUUUAGCAGAAUCUGGGUAGUACAGGAGGUCGCACGAGCUCGGGUAGCCGUGGUCAUUUGUGGUACUUAUUGCGUAGCCUGGGAUUGCUUUGCACGGUGGCCGUUCCGAGCAAUCUCUCGCACCGCUACGUGGACGAGGCAACGAGUGGCAAUCGAACGGGGAACGACCAGCGAGAUCCCCGGCAUACUUAACUACGCCUCAGGAUACACUCCUAGUACGGGGAGUGAUAGUCUACUGCAGAUUCUUCACGAGAACAGGAGCGCACUCGCAACAAACCCUCUUGAUAAGGUCUUCGGUAUUCUGGGCCUGAUGGCUGACAUCACGCCAUAUGAACAUAUCAUAGACUACAGCGAGCAGACCCACAAGGUUUAUACCGCCAUCGCAUGCCAAAUAUUAUCGGAUACACAGUCACUCCGUCUUCUCUCUGCAGCAGGACUGGUCGAAGGUCCGGGAAGUAGCUAUGGUAUAGAACAAUUACCCUCUUGGGUACCAGACUGGUCAUACACCAAGCCCGACGUAACUUUUGGUCUGGGAAAAACUUUUAUGGAGCCCUUCAACGCCGGCGGUCGCUCUUUUACACUCCACGAAGGCCGUGGAAAACUGAGAGUUGAGGGGAUCAAAACUGCAGUGAUCACAAAGAUAGGCAACAUAGAUACAUCGAAUCGCGCGGAAGAACGUCUCUCAGAAAUGGUUGAAUCGUGGCAAGAGCUGUUUCGGGAUACAGAGAGUUCCUACAGCCGACCCAUGGUGUCGUCAUCUGGUCUCAACAUGGAAGUAUUUUGCGAAACCAUCACUGCAUGUCCACCGAAAACAGUCUUCACUACUUCUUAUUCCACAUAUGGUCCGAAAUGGCGACUGCAGGUCUCAGGGCUAAAACCCCAGGUGCAGAGGCGAAUACUCCGCGUUACUUACAAUCGGAACUUUUUCAUUGCCAGAAAAACCAAUUCUGCUUUCGAGGAACAUUUCGUCAUGGGAAUAGGGCCCGCGGCACUCCGAGAAGGAGACAUUGUUGCUGUACUUCUUGGCGGGCCAGUUCCAUAUGUCCUCCGAGCCUCGCCAGAUGACCAUGCAACGUAUCAACUUGUAGGAGAGUGCUACGUGCAUGGUAUCAUGAGUGGGGAGGCAUUACAUCACGUGAGAGAAGACGUUGAGGCGAAAGGCUGUAUGCUGCCACCGACCUCUGUUUCCAGAUGCUCCGGCCCGUUGGAGACGUUUGAUCUGGUCUAAAUGAUUGGGGUAUAUGGCUUUGGGCAAAUCAACUUGCAGCGAGAAUCUUUGAUUCGGGCACAG